AUGGGAAAGAAGGGAAGCUGGUUUUCAGCCAUCAAAAAGAUUUUUACAUUCAACUCAAAGGAGAAGCCAAACAAUGAAUCAAAUAAGAAUGUUAAGGAAAAGAAGAAAGGGAAGGGAAUAUUAAAGCAUGGAGAGACGAAAUCAUACAUUCCCCUGUUCCGGGAGCCAAGCAGUAUUGAGCAAAUAUUAGGGGAAGCAGAUCAGCUGCUUAUUAGGCAUACUACUACAUCUUCUGAACAGCCAAUAACUCCAACUUUUGUACUGGGAAGGCCUUCCUCGUCCGGGGUUGCUUCACCUAGAGCUUCUUCACGUAAAUUUCAUUCCCCGAAGGUUGCUUCUCCUAGGUUCUCCUCCCUAAGGCCUAUUUCUCCUAGAGCGGUUUCUCCCCGGGUUGCUUCUCCUAAAUCUGUUUCUCCUAAGGUAACUCGAGUACAUGAGGAAAUUAGCUAUGCUUACAGACCGGAACCAACUCCAGCGAACCAGCACCUUUCUGCAAUUAAGAUCCAGGCAGCAUAUAGAGGUUACCUGGAAAGGAGGAGUUUCAGAACUUUGAGGGUGUUAGUGAGGCUUCAAGGGGUGGUAAGAGGCCAAAACGUGAAGCGACAAACAAUGAACGCGAUGAAACAAAUGCAACUCUUGGUUAGGGUUCAAACACAAAUUCAAUCGCGAAGGAUUCAAAUGCUAGAAAACACGGCACUUCAACGCCAAGCUCACAGGAAUGGUGUUGAGAGUAACCAGCAGGAGGCUGGUCAGAAAGAAGAUUGGGACGAUAGCUUGCUAACUAAAGAGGAAAUAGAAGCGAGGAUACGGAAAAAGGUGGAGGCAGUCAUUAAGAGAGAGAGAAGCAUGGCCUAUGCAUAUUCUCACCAGUUGUGGAAAGCAAAUUCCAAAUCAGCUCAAACAGCUCUGGACAUCCGAUCUAGUAGCUCGCCCUGGUGGUGGAACUGGUUAGAACGUCAGCUGCCUAUAACUUUUGAUGGCCAAGUUGCUGCGAAAAAUAUUACUCUAUCUCCUCCAAGGACAAUUUCAGAACACAAGCCAAGUCCACUACUUCAUGCAGGUUUUGAUGGUCAUGAAACUCUUACGCCAAAUUCAUUAAAAUCAACAAUCCCGGUUAGAACCAAACAAAUGCAUACUCCAACUAGGACACCUCUACCUGCAACGAACAUCUCAACUCGUAUGAAAUAUUCAAAGCAGAGAGCAAGUGCUGCAAAUUCGCCUUAUGAUGUUCCAUUGAAAGAUGAUGACAGCCUCACGAGUUGCCCUCCGUUCUCUGUUCCAAGUUACAUGGCACAUACUGUCUCAGCUAAAGCCAAAGUAAGGGCCAACAGCAAUCUGAAGGAGAGAAUUCCACGAACUCCGAGUAACGAUUCAAAGAGGGGGUUUUUAUUUCCUUUGACUCCGUAUAUCGGGCCUUUCAAGUGGAAUAAAGGAUCAAACAAAGAUUCUACUUCUCAAAGGGCAUUAGAAAAUCACCAGCCUUUGUAUUCUACAAGAGAUUUGAGUGUGGAUUCAACUGUUUCUAUGCCUGCUACAGUCGGGAGAAAGCCAUUUAACAGAUUUGUGUGAUAUAUUUUCAUUUCCCUUUACUGUUUGUUAAGGUUUGCAUUAACAUUUUCAAGGCUGUUUUCAGUUUUUUCAUUUUCGCAUACAGAUGGUAUAGAUUUGUGAGAUCUUUGUAAUGAAUAUGCCGUCUUAAAAAUGAUAUUUUUCCCAUCUA
This is a messenger RNA of Olea europaea var. sylvestris, 1720 nucleotides long. Its product is annotated as protein IQ-DOMAIN 14-like. The transcript has 5 exons. NCBI's taxonomy places the organism in Eukaryota, Viridiplantae, Streptophyta, Magnoliopsida, Lamiales, Oleaceae. Gene Ontology annotation, molecular function: protein binding. The record is from RefSeq and is a predicted model, not a curated record. The coding region runs from base 1 to 1569 and encodes 522 amino acids.